GCCUAAAAGCUGCAGGUAUUUGUCGUGUAGUUGUUUGCCGAUCGACAUACAUUGAGACAGUGAGAGUUGACAAUGCAUUUAUCCGAUCUGGGAUAUAUAAUGCGGAUACACAUACACGUAUAAAUCAUAGAGAAUUUUCUGAAACCUAUCCUCAUCAUUGCCUGAUUCUGAUUCGUCAUAUACACACGCCCAAAAUUCCCGUUCAAGAUGCGUUUCACUAUUCUCCCAUUGUUCUUUCUCGCCUCCAAAGUCCUUUGCGAUGGCCAAGCAAUCGUAGAUGCCAUUUCAGAAAUCUCAAAUACAACCACUUCUCUCAACCAAACCGUCUCUAGUUGGUCCGGCAGCCUCCUAACCUCCUUCCCCAUCGUCACCCUCUCCGCUAAACUCCUCAUCGACAUCAACACCGGCACCUGGGUUGCUUCUUCCUCCGCAAAUCUCACUUUAAUCGAAACCAUCACCAUCGCCACCGCGACCCAAAACCUCGUCACCGUCGUAGAGGAAACUCUCGACACGAUCGUAUCUGCGAAACCAAAAUUCGACAAGCUACUUUUCAGUCCGCUGAUCUUGUUAAAUUUGGUAGAGGAGCAGAGUGCGACGGAUAAGUUUAGCGCAAAGAUCAUUGAGAAGAUUCCCGCAGCUUUUCAGGAAACGGCGAGAACUAUUGUGGCGCCUGUUGAUACGGCAUUUGAUGCGGCCAUUGCGGAUUAUAAGUUAUAAGGGAAUCAAUGACGAUUGAAAGACUGGUGAUUGUUAAAUUAGGAGUGGGAAAUCGGGUGCGAAAAAGGGAGUGGAGAAAAGCUGGGGGACUAAGCGGUGUUUGCAGACUUCUCGAGUCAAGCAGGAAUCUAACGAUGAACACUGGGGUGCGAUUGAGAUACUAUCGAUUAUCUUGACUAGGAAGCUGCAUAUGAAUGGUAAUAAAUAUUAUCUCUGAUACGAUGCGUGAUCACAAACCCAAAUAAACGUGGAUA
Molecule: messenger RNA, 971 nt
Organism: Botrytis cinerea B05.10
Lineage: Eukaryota; Fungi; Ascomycota; Leotiomycetes; Helotiales; Sclerotiniaceae
Exons: 3
Coding region: 208-717 (169 amino acids)
Cellular component (GO): extracellular region
Source: RefSeq, a predicted model, not a curated record